Trichomycterus rosablanca is the source of this 2707-nucleotide messenger RNA. RefSeq lists its product as uncharacterized. The coding region runs from base 1 to 2613 and encodes 870 amino acids. Gene Ontology annotation, molecular function: exonuclease activity; nucleic acid binding. The record is from RefSeq and is a predicted model, not a curated record. Gene Ontology annotation, cellular component: nucleus. The transcript has 18 exons. NCBI's taxonomy places the organism in Eukaryota, Metazoa, Chordata, Actinopteri, Siluriformes, Trichomycteridae.
AUGUUUCCUUCAGCUGGACUCUUUGCUGAUACAGACUGUCUUCUUCUUAUUUGGGGUAAAUGUGAAAGACCCUACUGCCCCUACAACCACACCAAAGAUGAUGCAGGUCAUGGCAGUCACAGCACCACUAGUGGAAGCCUCGACAACCAAGAACCAAGCCAAACUUGUCUUUUAGAGCUGGAAAGGAUCAACCAACAGAUUGAAGCAGUUAAAAGUGAAGUGGAAAAAGAACAAAAGCGAUUGUCUCGUUACCAGGCAGAGAGUGCUGGGGCUAGCUCUGAGGAAUAUUUAAAGAGCAGUUCAACUCUGUCUAAAGACCAGAAUGGAAACCAGCUGAACUGUAAAAAGCCAACUGCUGCUGCUCUUAAAUAUGUGGUUGAUCGCACCAAACCCAAAACCGAUCUGGAAUAUGACCCUUGUUCAAAUUUCUCUGCUGCUUUGCGAUCUGGCAACUUAACAGAUAAGGUGAAGUCAGCCAUUAAAACUGAUAUAGAGUCUGAAACUGGCCCAAGUGUGGCUGCAGACCUGGUUCAGCUUUCUUCUUGUAACUCUGAGGAUUCUGAUGAUGAGCGAAUGCUAGUUAUUGACAUUCCACCUAUUGAAAAUAAUAGGAACAAAUCUGGCAGAUCUCAGAAACAAGGCAUAGCAGCCAGUGAAAACGCCACACAAAAGCACCGCUCCGUUGAAGUAUGCCAGUUGGAAAGUCCAGCCACUAUGUAUUUUCCUGCUUGUGAAAAACAAGCACAACAUGGUGGAAAUGUUGCAGAAGAUAUUUACACUUGUCUGGAUCACCUAAGGCGUGAAAACCAGCCUUCAUCUGCUGAGUUGGUUGAAGCAGAUAAUGAAGUGAUACAAAUUAAUUCCAGUUCCUCUGAUGAGCUUAAUUAUUCAGACCUAGACAUUUCUGACAGUGAUCCAAUGGAGGAGUGCUACAGAAUAUUUAUGGAAGAAAAAAAUGCUGAUCCAGGUGGCACACCAGAUGAGGUUUCAAUAUCACCAGAGCCUGAAUUAGCCAAGCCACCUCCUGCUCAGAAGAAGAGGGUAGCCCAUGUGGCAAAGUUUGAGCAGGCCAGCCGGAGCACAGCACAGGUCAUCGUACCUCUUCGAGACGGAGGUUCUCAGCUUCCCGUACCCAGCCAGACUCAGCAGUGCCAGAAGAGAGCAACAACCCUUUCAACUGCAGUGAAGGGGUGCCAACCCUUCAUUGCAGCCACUGCUACCAAGAGAGUCAUUACACCUAACGUCAUUCAUUCAACAGCUGUGCCAAACGGCUGUGUGAACAUCAUCCCGGCUGGAGCAACCCUGCAACUCGGCCCAAACCUGCACCUGAUCGUACCUGAAGGGGGCUGUGCUUUACCUGUUACAAUCAUUCCUGCUACUGCUGCUGUUGCAAUACCUACCAAGCGAAAAGCAAAAGCCCGUCCGGAGGCUUGCACGAAGGUUCCACACGACGUACGGCAGCGCUAUGUGAAUCUGUUCGUCGAGGAAUUUUUAAAAACCUCGGCUACUGUGCAAGAGGCCUUUGAAAAGGCACUGGCAGAAGAAAAGACGGUGUUUGAUCGCAGCAUCAAUAAACUCAAGUAUCUAAGCAUAGCGGUCAAUGCACUCAAGAGGCUUAAAAACCAAAAUGCUGCUCCUGCCAAAUUUUCCUGUGAAAGAGAUGUCCGGGCAUCUAGGGGAAAUGUACCACUCAGUACUCAAGCUCUUCUGGGACAGGGUGAUGCCGCUCUGUAUGAUCAGCUGACUGAGCAUCUUUUAACCAAAGCCCUGCUGAGAGACAAUAACUACCCACAUAAGCACCCCAGCAAAGCUGGAUUUGCUAUCCAGUACAGUGACACCAAGAAGAGCAUCGCUGAUGGUUCUAGGAGAAUCUGCUGUCGCUGUGGAACUUCUUUCUCUGUUAGCCAGACAGGAAAGCACACCCGUAAAGAGGAGUGUAACUACCAUUAUGGGAAAGUCAUCGAAAACAGAGUUCCAGGAGGGGUGGAGACGCGCUAUAGCUGCUGUGAGAAUGCGGUCGGGUCACCAGGAUGCCAGACGUUUAAGCUCCAUGUUCACGAUGCAGUUAGUCUACAGGGCUUCAUAAGCAGUCUGCCUCAGACUCAUCCAGGCUGCCCGGGCAUUUACGCCAUCGAUACUGAAAUGUGCUAUACCACUCAAGGCUUGGAGCUGGUGAGAGUAACCAUGGUGAACAGCAGUCUGCAGGUCAUCUAUGACAUGUUUGUGAAGCCCAAUAACGAGGUCAUUGACUACAACACCAGGUUCUCAGGUAUCAGUGAGGACGAUGUGAAGAACAGCAGCUCGUCAUUGCAAGAUGUCCAGGCUGUGCUCUUGAGCUUUAUCAGUGAGGGCACCAUUCUGGUUGGACAUUGUUUGGAAACUGACCUCUGUGCUAUCAAACUUAUUCACAGCGCAGUGGUUGACACAUCUGUGGUGUUUCCUCAUCGACUCGGUCCACCACACAAGAGAGAUCUCCGGAGCCUGACGGCUGAGUAUCUGAGGAAGAUAAUCCAAGAGGACGUAGAGAGACAUGACACACGAGAGGAUGCUACUGCAUGUAUGGAGCUGAUGCUGUGGAAGGUAAAAGAAGAUGCCAAAGGAAAGAGAUGGUGACCUGAAUAAAAGUUCAUCCUCAGUCCAGAUGUGCACUGCAAUACUGAAAGUUGUAUUUAAACUUGUGUGUGAAUGUGCUGUUCUUGUUUUCAUA